ACAAUUUUUAUUUGAUUAUUCUACAUUAGAAUUCAAGCCAUUAAUAAAGUGUCGGAAAAGCCUGAUCUUUUUCAAGCUACAUGGCGACUUCGGUCUGUGCAAAUACUAAGGCAAAGCUCCGUCAACUUGGCAUCCCCGGUAAACAAUGAACCGCCUCCCAAGCUUUCUCCAUAUAUAGUACUUCUUAUCCCUUUUCAAAAUUUACAUCCCAUUGACAAGUCUUCGUCCAAUAUCACUCAGACGAUCACUUCAAAUAUGUCGUUAUCCGGUUUUCUUAAGGGUAUCCUUACCGGCGCCGCUGGAAUAAUCAACACUUUAUCUCAGGAUGUAACUAAUGGGUAAGUCUUAGUCUUCUACUUAAGGAAAUAUUACUCAAUAAUUGUUUACUUAUUAAUCAUUGUUUAGCAAUUCUCUCUGGGGUACUCUACAGGCUCCAACCUUUCCUCCUUUUCUCACAAAUAAUCCUCUUCCAAAUGGAUUUCCCUGGGGUUCAUUAACUGCAGGAGGAAAUAAUCCUUACACAUCAGCUCCCUCCACAGGAGUUAUCCGGUAUUACGACUUCACCGUCACAAGAGGGACAAUUGCUCCAGAUGGAUAUGCCAAACAAGUCAUACUUGUCAAUGGGCAAUUCCCAGGACCUGCUAUCGAAGCCAAUUGGGGUGAUACAUUCAUGAUCAAAGUACACAAUCAAAUUACAGGACCUGAAGAAGGGACAUCAUUCCAUUGGCAUGGCUUAUUACAAAAAGAGACUCCAUAUAUGGAUGGUGUACCUGCUGUUGGACAAUGUCCUAUUGCCCCCGGUGCCUCUUUCACAUAUACAUUCAAGGCCGACCUUUAUGGCACUUCCUGGUAUCAUUCUCAUUAUUCUGCUCAAUAUGCUGGUAAGCUUGACAAAUAUUCUAGUGCUCCUACCUUCUCAAACUAACAUUGAUUUAGGUGGACUUGUAGGACCUAUGAUUAUUCACGGACCAAGCAACGCACCAUAUGAUAUUGAUCUUGGACCGGUUUUUUUGACAGAUUACUAUCAUAAGGAAUACUUCUCAAUCGUUCAAGAAGUAAUGGCCGGUGGUGGAAAAGGAAAUCCUAGGGUAAUGUCAGAUAACAAUCUCAUCAACGGAAAAAUGACAUUCGACUGUUCUACCAAGGCUGAUGGAGAUAAUACUAAAUGUUAUGACAAUGCUGGAAUCUCACAAUUCAAAUUUACCACAGGAAAGACACAUAGACUCAGAUUAAUCAAUGCUGGUGCUGAGGGUACACAAAGGUUUAGCAUUGACGGGCAUAAAUUGGUUGUUAUUGCCAAUGACUUUGUACCAAUUGUGAGUAGCUUCAGUGGGUUCGCAGUCACAAAAUUUACUAACAAAUUUAGAAACCAUAUACCACCAAUGUUGUCACCUUAGCAGUUGGUCAAAGAGCUGAUGUUCUCGUCACCGCCAAUGCCGGAAGAUCUAACUCAGCAUUCUGGAUGAGAUCAAGUAUUUCCACCAUCUGUUCUUUAACCAAGCAACCAAACGCCCUCGCAGCAAUCUACUACGACCGCGCCGACACAAGCAAAUCACCCACAAGCACAGCAUGGAAUGCACCAGACCCAGGAACCUGCACAAACGAUGAUCUCACCAUGACCGAACCUUACUACUCACUUGCCGCCGGCACACCCUCCACCACCAAAAACCUCGACAUAAAUUUCUACGUCAACGAAACCGGGACUCUCCUCUGGGAACUCGGCGGCACAUCUUUCCGCGCAAAUUACAACAAUCCCGUCCUCCUCCUCGCCGACCAAGGAAAAUUCAACUACCCAGCCGAAUGGAACGUCCAAAACUUCGGCUCCAACUCCUCCAUCCGCGUUAUUGUCAAUAAUCCCACCCCCGCCGCCCACCCCAUGCAUCUCCACGGUCACAAUAUGCAAAUCCUGCACGAAGGCCCCGGAAACUGGGACGGUGUUUCCAUUACGCGACAAUCGAAUCCGCAGCGCAGAGAUGUUCAACUCGUUAGACCAAAUGGUCAUAUGGUGUGGCAAAUCACGACGGAUAAUCCGGGCGUUUGGCCAUUCCAUUGUCAUAUUGCUUGGCAUGUUAGUGGAGGUCUCUAUGCGAAUAUUCUCGAGAGACCGGAUGAUAUUAAAAAUAAUAUGUUGAUUCCUGCGGAGAUGGCUCAGACUUGUACACAGUGGAAUGCGUAUACUAAGCUUACGGUUGUGGAUGAGAUUGAUUCGGGGGUUUAGAUGUUGGGAUUUGGGUAUGGGUGUGGAGUUGGGGUAUAGGGAAAAUGUUUAUUUAUUAUCUUUUAAUGAUGAGUGGGGAUUCUUGAGGGUUGUAUUAUAUUGUGUAGAUGGGGCUUAGGUUUGGCUUGGACUGGUCACUAGGGUAGGGUAUACAUAUAGAUAAUUUUAAUUUCGAGCUGGUUUGUUGGAAAACGGGAGAGGAGGUUAAAAAGUUGGUUGAUUAAUAGAAUAACAGUAUAAGAUGACAUUAUCUGAUUUA
Molecule: messenger RNA, 2477 nt
Organism: Sclerotinia trifoliorum
Lineage: Eukaryota; Fungi; Ascomycota; Leotiomycetes; Helotiales; Sclerotiniaceae
Source: the annotation of a GenBank genome assembly